This is a messenger RNA of Helianthus annuus (common sunflower), 3311 nucleotides long. Its product is annotated as receptor-like protein kinase HSL1. Bases 99 to 3095 code for a protein of 998 amino acids. The record is from RefSeq and is a predicted model, not a curated record. The transcript is spliced from 2 exons. Gene Ontology annotation, biological process: protein phosphorylation. Lineage: Eukaryota; Viridiplantae; Streptophyta; Magnoliopsida; Asterales; Asteraceae. Gene Ontology annotation, molecular function: ATP binding; receptor serine/threonine kinase binding; protein kinase activity.
AAAGACUCAAAACUAUAUUUUGUUCCCACACUUCUCUAAUCACGGUACCUGCGACCACCGUAACUAACCACCGUCUUCCGCCGUGCAUCCACACCAAUAUGACAAUUCUACCCCUCCUCCUCUUCCUCCUCCUACCCUUUCACGUAAUUUCACAACCCAUCACCACCCAAAGUGACCAAACUACCCUCCUAAACAUCAAACAAUUCUGGUCAAACCCACCCUCCCUCAACCACUGGAACCAAUCCACCAACCCAUGCACAUGGCCGGAGAUCACAUGUACGGCCACCACCGUCACCGGAAUCACCAUAUUCAACCAAGACAUCACCGGAACGGUUCCGCCUUUCAUUUGUGACCUCAAAAACUUAACUCAUCUUGAUCUAAACUACAAUUACAUCACCGGAUCAUUUCCUACUGUUCUAUACAACUGCACCAAUCUCCGGUACCUUGAUCUCUCUCAAAACUACUUUGUUGGGCGGAUACCGGAUGAUAUAUCGCGGUUAUCACCAGAGAUUCGGUACCUUAGUCUCUUUGGUAAUAACUUCACAGGAGAUAUUCCGGUGAGUAUUUCGAGAUUAUCGAAGCUUUCUUCGCUGCAACUACACGCGAACCUGUUUAACGGCAGUUUCCCGGAGGAGAUCGGUGAUUUGAAUGAUCUUGAAGAGUUAUUAUUGGGUUUUAAUUCCUUUACUCCAUCAAGACUUCCUCAGAGUUUCUUUCAGUUGAACAAGCUUCGGAUGUUUAUCAUGACGGAAGCCAACCUGAUCGGAGAGAUACCCGGAAAUCUAUCUGGCAUGCCGGCAAUGGAGUUGCUAGAUUUGUCUGUGAAUAACAUCACCGGAACAAUACCAAGUGAUCUCUUCUUGUUAAAAAACUUAACACAAGUUUAUCUUUACGCUAACAAUCUAACAGGAGGAAUUCCAGAUGCAAUUGAAGCAAUAAACAUGCAAAUCAUUGACCUCUCUGCAAACAACUUGACCGGAAAAAUCCCAGACGGUUUUGGAAAUCUUAUGAGUUUGACAAACUUGACUCUCAUGAUCAAUCAAUUAUCAGGUGAACUUCCGGCGGGUAUCGCGCGCUUGCCUAACUUGCAUGAUAUCCGAAUUUUUACCAAUAAUUUGUCCGGUGAAUUCUCGCCGGACUUUGGAAGGUACUCCGACCUCAAGAUUUUCGACGUUGCACAAAAUAACUUCUCCGGGAACUUGCCGGAAAAUCUAUGUUCCAGGGGGCAGCUUAAGGGGUUGGAGGUUUACGAAAAUAGUCUUUCCGGCGAGAUACCGAAAUCGCUCGGAAACUGUAGCAGCUUGAAGAGUUUUCAGGUUUACCGGAACCGAUUUUCAGGAUCAAUCCCUGAUGGGUUGUGGAAGGUUUUGAGGUUAGAAAGAAUGAUAAUACAUAGUAAUUCAUUUUCCGGUGAGUUGCCACAAGAAUUGGCGCCAAUUUUGUCAAGGCUUGAUAUUAGUAAUAAUAGCUUUUCCGGUCAAAUUCCUGUCGGGGUAUCUUCUUGGAAAAGUUUGAGGGUUUUCAUAGCAAGUUAUAACUUACUUGACGGUGCAAUUCCUCAAGAAUUAACAAAACUCUCAAAUUUGGAAACUUUAUUGCUGGACGGAAACCGGUUCUCCGGUGAGUUACCGGAGACUAUAGUUUCAUGGAGUUCACUCAACACUUUGAACCUUAGUAGAAACCAACUCACCGGCCAGAUUCCGAUGGGUCUCGGGUUGUCAGAUUCUCUCAAUGCACUGGAUUUGUCAAGAAAUAAUCUUUCCGGCCAGAUACCGAGUCAACUAGGUAGAUCGUUGGUUUUGCUUGAUCUUUCAACCAAUAACCUCACUGGAACCAUCCCGAGUCGACUCGAUAAUGGGGCAUUUGAUCGAAGUUUCUUGAACAAUCCCGGUCUUUGUUCAAAUAACCCAUUAUUGGGCCUUAGAUCUUGUAGUUCACGGUCCGAAACAAGAUCAUCUAGGAAGAUAUCGGCUAAGUUUGUGGCGAUAAUCGCGAGUAUAGUAGCGGUAUUAUUGCUUCUGGCGUUACUAGUGACUGGAUAUGUCAGUGUUCAAUACCGGAGAAGAAACUCUGACUUGAGAUGGAAAUUCACUUCUUUCCAGAAGUUAGACUUCACAGAAUCCACGAUCUUGCCUCGGUUGACUGAGAACAAUGUGGUCGGGCAUGGUGGUUCAGGGAAAGUGUAUCGGAUUCCGGUAAAUCGAUCAGGCGAGUUUGUGGCGGUUAAGAAGCUUUCUAUAAAAAACGAUUUAGAUCAAAGGCUGGAGAAAGAGUUUUUAUCAGAAGUUGAGAUUCUAAGUGCGAUUCGCCACUCAAACAUAGUAAAACUAUUGGGUUGCAUUUCAUCCGACAACUCAAAGCUCCUCAUAUACGAGUUCUUAGAGAAUAGGAGUUUGGACCGUUGGUUGCACAGCAGGAAAGCUCGAUCGAGUCAUGGGCUUAGUGGUUCAGUGCGUCAUAUGGUUCUUGAUUGGCCGAAAAGGUUGCGCAUAGCAUUGGGGGUGGCUAAUGGUUUAUGUUAUAUGCAUCAUGAUUGUGUUCCAGCGGUAAUUCACAGGGAUGUGAAAUCAUGCAAUGUGCUUUUAGAUGGCGAUUUCAAUGCUAAGAUAGCCGAUUUCGGGUUAGCCAGGAUAUUAGCUAAAGAAAGUGAGCUUAAUACGAUGUCAACCGUGGCUGGCUCAAUCGGAUACAUGGCUCCAGAAUAUGCUCACACGAUCAAAGUGAAUGAAAAGAUAGACGUUUACAGUUUCGGAGUGAUCUUGUUAGAACUAACAACGGGGAAAGAGGCGAGCGGUGGCAAUGAAAGUUCGUCACUAGCCGAAUGGGCUUGGCAACAAGCUAUAGGUGGUGCACCAAUUCUAGAUGCUUUAGACGAUGAAGUUAUCGAGCCUAGGUAUAUGAAUGAUAUGACUAAUGUGUUUAAACUCGGGCUCUGGUGUACCAGCAAGUUGCCAACCAAUAGACCUUCCAUGCAAGAGGUAUGCCAGAUGCUGCUACGUUGCAGCGUAGGCGCAGCCGUGAUGGAGACUGAGGCAGGGAAGAAUGGUGAUGAUGUAGCAGAUCAUUUACCCCUUCUUAAGCUUGAAAAUGUCUAAAGGCUUGAUUUGUAAUGAGUAUUACUAGAAUUGAUUGUGUUGUAAAAGAUAUAGUUAGUAUAGUGCAUUUUGGUAGGAGAUAUUGGAUCCCACGGAACCUCUCCCAAUAAGGAAUAGCCAUUCACUCUUAAAUUAUAUAUGUAAUCAAACAUGCAUCCUAAUGUCCUCUUGUAAUUAUAACAUAGAGAUUUCCAUUAUAUAUCAAAUUAUAUUCCA